CGCCUGCAAACACUUUUCACGCCGCCUGCAGGCUGCAGUGCAGGCUCCGCCACCAGCUACACCACACUACACCGGAGGCUUUUCUCCCCCUCGGCCCCUCCCCCCGCACGGAGGUCCGGGACAAGUCAAUCUGCCACUGGCCGCGAGGCCGACCCACGCCACGCUCCUCCUCAGCUACAGUCCCUCCUCCACCGCUGCUGCGCUCACGCUCCUCGACCUCCCACACUCACUGUCAGUGUAAAGCUCACGCCGGAGGCCGGAGCUAGCUGCCCCCUGCCCGUGCGUGUUCAUCCUGGCUGCUCAUCUAUCUCUCUUGCUCCGAUCCAAGAUCCAACAAGUGAGUACGCGCUCUGCGCUCGAUUUCACUUGACCGACGGUUUUUACUCUGCUUGCGUGCGCGUUUGUGAGUGCUUUUACUCUGUCUGAUGUGCCUGGCAUUCUUGGCAAUGGCAACGGAACUUCUUCAGAACAAAAAAAAAAGAACAUUUUUUAUCGGGCGCGUUUCCUUUUCUCUCCAAUGCUAGCGAGAGCAUACUAUACAUGUCCCUUGAUUUCUUCUCGUCGUUGCUCCGUGUACUGGUUCCCCGGGGCCUGCCCUUAUCAGUAUCUGCGACGGUUUCGACGUCUUGCUGUUCUCGCUCGCCCCAAGUCCCCAAAGGCUGGCAGCGACCUUUUCGUUUUUUUUAAAAGGAAAAUUUUGUCCUUUCCCACCCUCCUUCGACAUGGUUUCUUUUUUUGAAGCAACUUUUUUUUGAAGCAAAUCGACAUGGUUUCUCGGGAACGAUCCCAACCGCUCCUCCUCCACUGACCCGGAUUCUUCUUCUUCUUCUUCUUUUUUUAUGCGGUUUGUUUCUUGGCGUCUCCAUGUUUGCUGUUUGCAGGUGAGCUAGUCACUCACAGCACAGGUGACAGGGUGGUGGUGGGCGGCGGGAUUGCGGUUGCGGCAGUAGGGUUCAGGCUCGGAUACCAGCCUCCUCCUCCUCCUCCUCCUCCUCCGCCUCCGUUUCCAGAAGGGGGCGAGCGCUACCGGGGAGCUCGACAGACGCCGAGCCGCAAUGCCCAAGAUGUUCGGGUUCUCUCGGCGCCGGAUGAAGCUGGGCAGGUUGAAGGGCCAUCUGCACGACCAUUUCCAUGGCCCUCGAAGCCCGUCUCGGACCACCAAGCGUUCCAGCAGUCAUCACAACGCAGAGGAUCCAUUGGCUACCUCAGUGAGUGGGCGCGCCGACGACCUCGCCUGGCGCUGCUCGUCCGACACUUUCGAUCUCAAUGGGCGCGAUUUCGAGAGCUCCGAGAACUGGGCGGUCCUGUCCACCGAGGGUGACAAGCCAGCUCCUCGUUUCGAUCAUGCAGCAGCCAUGGUUGGGAGCAAAAUGGUGGUGUUUGGUGGCGACUCCGGUCAAUCUUUGCUAGAUGAUACUAAGAUAUUGAGCUUAGACAAGCUUACCUGGGAUUCUGUUGCUCCUAAAGUUCGACCACCAUUGAACGGGCGUUCUCUGAAGCUGAGGCCAUGCAGAGGUCAUUGCCUGGUUUCGUGGGGAAAGAAUGUUAUUCUUGUGGGAGGGAAAAGUGAUCAACCUUAUGACAAGAUAUCAGUAUGGACCUUCAAUACAGAGAGUGAGCUCUGGUCUCAUAUGGAAGCGAAGGGUGACAUUCCGGUGUCUCGAAGUGGGCAUACGGUGAUUAGAGCCGGUCCUGUUUUAAUUCUCUUUGGAGGUGAAGAUGCCAAAGGGAAGAAACUACAUGACCUUCAUAUGUUUGAUCUGAAGUCAUUAACAUGGCUUCCUCUGAACUAUAAGGGUGCUGGACCUUCUCCAAGAUCAAAUCAUGUAGCCGCCCUUUACGAUGAUAGAGUCCUAUUGAUUUUUGGAGGUCAGUCGAAGUCCAAGACCCUGAAUGAUAUUCAUGCUCUAGAUUUUGAAACAAUGGUAUGGUCAAGGGUCAAAACCCAUGGGCAUCAUCCAUCACCUCGAGCAGGUUGCUGCGGAGCUCUUUGUGGAACUAAAUGGUAUAUUGCAGGAGGUGGAAGCAAGAAAAAACGGCACCCUGAAACAUGGGUUUUCGAUGUCCUUGAGUCCAGAUGGUCUGUUUGUGUAGUGCCUCCUAGUUCCUCAAUCACUACAAAGAAAGGUUUCAGCAUGGUUCCAUUGUACUACAGGGACAAGAUCGUGCUUGUUGCUUUUGGAGGGAACAAAAAGGAACCAUCCGACAAGGUUGAAGUACUAGUGGUGCUGCAAAACGAGCACUGUUUCAGCUGGCGGUCUGCGCCCGAGGUGGAACCCUUACUGUACGACGAGUCUCCUCCAGGCUCAAGGGAACUCGCCGACCAUCUCAGCAGCUGCGCUCCACCGUAUCCUACUAGCUCCGCGGCGAGGAGCGGUCUCGCCGCCACAGCGGAGAACUCCUGCGGGAGGAAACCCCUCCCGGACUCACUGCUACGGACCUCGAACCUCGGGGGCUCGUCGCUCCGCAGGCAGUUCCGUCAGGAAGAGGAGUGCAGCAGCCUGGCGCAAAAGCUGCAGAAACCGAUCGACGACGACAGGUACAAGGACGCCGCCGACGAGUGCUCCGAGCAUCAACCACCCUCGGCCACGAACCCUAAACCGCGGAACGACGCGCGGCGGUCGUCCCCGGAGGUCGUCGUCGACGCAAAAGCGAGGAGGCUGCUGGGCAGGAGCUCGUCGGACAUGAACAACCACCAGGACGCAAGGGUGGCCGCCCUGGUCAGGAGGAACGUGGCGCUGGAAGAGCAGCUGUCGGCGGCGCUGGCGAGCAAGGACGAGGCGGAGAAGAACCUGUCCCUGGUCAUCGACAGCAAGGACGGCCUGGAGAAGAGGCUGGCCGAGAAGGACAGGGAGGUCGAGGCGCUGAGGGAGAAGGCGACGGGGUUGGAGCUGGCGCAGGAGGAGGCCAACAGCCUCUCCAACACCGUCCACGCCGACAACGUGCGGCUGGAGCGCGAGGUGGCGUUCCUGAAGGCCGUCAUGGACGAGACCCAGAAGGAACUGCACUCGACUCGCGGAGUUCUUGCAGGAGAACGCGCACGGGCAUUCCAGCUUCAGGUUGAAGUCUUUCAUCUGAAGCAGCGCCUGCAGACGAUGGAAGGGAGGUCACCCGCAGCACCAAGAAAGCCUCAGAAUGCGUAGGGUAGGGUGCAGGCGUGUAGAGUUUUUGAGCGAUAGAUCUGCUGUAGAUUCAUUCAGUGAUGUAAUGUAACUGUAGUAGGUGCCGGAGCUACUGUAAUUUGUAAUAUUAUUCGACGCGAUGCGAUGCAAACGUAUUUCGCAACUGGGACGUACGUAAUUGUGUAGAAUGAGUUGCGGUCGACUAUAUAUGCAAGAUGUCUUUUAUCUAA
Zea mays is the source of this 3352-nucleotide messenger RNA. RefSeq lists its product as uncharacterized. Lineage: Eukaryota; Viridiplantae; Streptophyta; Magnoliopsida; Poales; Poaceae. The record is from RefSeq and is a predicted model, not a curated record. The transcript is spliced from 15 exons. Gene Ontology annotation, molecular function: protein binding. The coding region runs from base 1056 to 3143 and encodes 695 amino acids.